AUGGAAAAACCAGAGAAUCACCGUGAGGGCACCCUGGGUGACUGGCUGUCGACAGACUUCAGGUUAACCACUCAGCGGGAUCUCAGGCUUCUCAUCCUUAGGUCGCUGGUUCGAAUCCGGCUCGAAGGACCAAGAAUUAUGUCAGAGGAUUACCGCCUCCAGCGGGCUGACUCCAACCUGGAUCACAGAACUGAGAGGAGAGAAACAGAUCAAACACAGACAAAGAGAUUUCUUGUACAAGGGCACCCUGCUCAGCUCACCUCACAGAGUGAUCGACUGCUGGUGGACGAGUCUUCAUCUUCAUCAUCUUCAUCAUCUUCUUCAUCUUCAUCAUCCUCAGCGUCGCAGCAGGCGGCUGCAGCUGCAGAGCUGCAGGACAAAUGCAUCAAACUGCAGGAGGUCGUCGACAAAAUGGUCGCCGUGGUAAUGAAGAUGGAGCGUCUGGUGACGUCACAGCAAGGCAUUCAGGACCUGGAGGAGUUUCAGUUUGGACCCGAAGGCAGGAAGAUUCCUCUGUUCCACAGCUGGAGCUCCAAACAGCUGGAGGAGUCGUGUCACUUCCUGUUGGCUGCCUACAGCCAGGAGCUGCAGCUCAAACGGACCAUCCUACAGGAAGUGGCCCACACCAUGACCCCUGACCUCUGCCUCGUCUACCUGUCCUGCUGGCUCCACCAGCCCUUCAUCCCCCCCCACAGCCGGCUGACGCUGGAGGCUCUGCUGCUGGAGACUGGACACCGGCCGCUAUGACACCUGCUCACCUGUGUGACAUCAGCUCACCUGGUUCACUGAUUGGCUGCAGGAAGCUUCAGUCACCAGAACUCACGGUGUGUUUACAGACGACUCUUUCAUUGUGUGUUCUGGACUUUGUUGUUGCAAUUGUUGUAAUACUCACUGAAAAUACAAAUACUGCAGUAUAAAUA
Amphiprion ocellaris (clown anemonefish) is the source of this 920-nucleotide messenger RNA. RefSeq names its product cyclin-dependent kinase 2-interacting protein-like. Lineage: Eukaryota; Metazoa; Chordata; Actinopteri; Pomacentridae. The transcript is spliced from 5 exons. The record is from RefSeq and is a predicted model, not a curated record. Bases 1 to 747 code for a protein of 248 amino acids.